Molecule: messenger RNA, 963 nt
Organism: Colletotrichum navitas
Lineage: Eukaryota; Fungi; Ascomycota; Sordariomycetes; Glomerellales; Glomerellaceae
Product: Yippee/Mis18
Exons: 3
Coding region: 178-510 (110 amino acids)
Source: RefSeq, a predicted model, not a curated record
CCAUUCGACGAACUUCUUGUAAUACUAUCGCCUUUCGACCUUCUCGAGUUCAAAUAGAGGGCGGGCUUGAAAACGGCUCUCAUCCGCACCACCAAUCUCUCUCGACCACCCGAACCGUCCAACUUUACUCUCCGUUCGACAUUUCCCUGCCUCCUUAAGGGGGAGGUCUGCAAUACAAUGGGCUUGGCAUACAACACAUACUUGAAUAGUAGCAAGGUCUACGGCUGCAAGACAUGCAAGGCGCAUCUGUCAAAUCAUGAGGAUAUCAUCAGCCGCAACUUCCGAGGACAGCACGGCAAAGCAUACUUGUUCAACACUGUCGUGAAUAUCGAAACAGGCGAGCCCAGCGAGCGCAACAUGACGACGGGACGCCAUAUAGUCCGGGAUAUCACCUGCAAGCAGUGCAAGGAGACUGUCGGGUGGAAGUAUGAUAAGGCAUAUGAGGCUACAGAGAAGUACAAGGAAGGAAAGUUCAUUCUCGAAGCGGAACUGCUUUGCAACGUUACUUAGAGAGGUCUCAACAACCAAAGGGUGGGUUGCAGAAGGUGACGCUAUACAUAUGCUUCUCGUCCUAAGGUAUGCGUGCUUUAUUACGGCCUUUGCUUUUAUUUUAUUUUAUUUUAUUUUCCUUUCCUUUCCUUUCCUUUUUCCUCUGGGAGAGCUGGGCGACGCCUUGCAUAUAAGCCGGCGCUUGAUGGUGUUUUGAUGGAAUGGCUUUUGUUUCGGCCUUCUUUGCUCUUCUUGUCAGCCGAUAUCUUGCUGCUCUCCGGCCACCUGCCAAUAUAGAGUCAAGAGCUGGAUUUUAGGUCAUAACGAAGCCAAGGAACACACGGCAUCAAGCAGGGUUAGAAAUGGUGUUUGGUUAAGGGUAUGGAUUUCUUCAACUUCGCGCAAGAACCAAUACAAGAUUCGUUUAAGAAUAUUUAAGAGCAUGUCUCAAACCGCACUCCAUUACACCAGGCA